AUGUCUCUCCCGUCACGAGAAACAGAACUCAGAGCCUCCGCAGACGCGGCAUCCAACUUUGCAGACGCAUACUACGACGCUCUUAACCGCCGCAAACCUCAAGGCACCCUCUCAAACUUCUACACAACUACCUGUUCAAAGUAUCCCUCCCAGCCCGACAUUUCCAUCAACGGCGCUGUGCUCCAGGGCGGCCCCGACGAGUACAUCGCCCUCCUCGACACCCAAGGCCCGGACGUCCGCUAUGAGAUCGAGUCCCUCGACGCCCAUGUCAUCAACCCCGACUUUUCGCUCGGCUGCCCCGAGCACCUCCAGGCUGGCGAUAAGACCGGCGCCAAGUCCAGUGUGAUGGCUCAGGUCACUGGUCGCGUGUACUACGGCAAGGGCCGCGAUGCGCCCGCCAAGACCUUCAACGAAGUAUUUGUUCUAGUGCCCAACUGGGAUACCUUUGGCAAGAACCCCCCGCGCGGGGCCAGGCGAUGGUUGAUCAUGAGCCAGAACUUCCGCGCGUUGUAA
Molecule: messenger RNA, 513 nt
Organism: Colletotrichum truncatum
Lineage: Eukaryota; Fungi; Ascomycota; Sordariomycetes; Glomerellales; Glomerellaceae
Product: nuclear transport factor 2 domain-containing protein
Biological process (GO): poly(A)+ mRNA export from nucleus
Cellular component (GO): nuclear pore central transport channel
Source: RefSeq, a predicted model, not a curated record